Messenger RNA from Nothoprocta perdicaria, 1066 nucleotides. It is a transcript of the gene MAJIN, whose product is annotated as membrane anchored junction protein. Gene Ontology annotation, molecular function: DNA binding. The transcript has 11 exons. The coding region runs from base 1 to 840 and encodes 279 amino acids. The record is from RefSeq and is a predicted model, not a curated record. Gene Ontology annotation, biological process: meiotic attachment of telomere to nuclear envelope; homologous chromosome pairing at meiosis. NCBI's taxonomy places the organism in Eukaryota, Metazoa, Chordata, Aves, Tinamiformes, Tinamidae. Gene Ontology annotation, cellular component: nuclear inner membrane.
AUGGCCCUGAAGCCGUUCUCGUACCCGCUGCCGGAGACGCGGUUCUUCCACGCCGGGCGCCUCGUGUAUAAGUUCAGGAUGCGCUACGGCAACCUGGGCGGAAAACACAGAAAACUCAAAGGAAACAGUUCCUGCAGAAUGACAGACCUGUCCCCAAAGUUUAAAACACUCACCCAUGUGCUAUUUGUUUUAUCUAGCGCUGAUGAUCCAGGCAAUGCCCCAAACGCUGCCAAGGAGUUAGAGGAAGCAAUUCGAGUGAUCCUCGGAAAUCUCAAUGAUUUGCAUCCAUUUUCUACGGACCACUUCACUAUCUUUCCCUAUUUGAGCAAGUGGGAGCGAGUGGCCAAGGUGAGGUUCCAACACGGGGCCGUGCAGCUCACGCCUUACCCCUACAUCUGCACCGUGUAUCUCGAAGCCAACUCAUUUCAGCAGAGCAUGUGCCUCGGUAAAGAAGCACAAAAAGGAAGUUCCAAGCUUGUCAAGGAAAGAAAUGAAAGGACAAGAACUGCUGAAAUGGUAGGAACAGUGAAGAGGAGAAGAGUGGAAGAUGAAGCAGAGGCAGAUAUGGACAGAACGGGAGCUGGGUGUGUUCACAGCAUGGGCGAAGCAAAGCUGGGAUCUGAAACGAGUUACUCCGAAGAAACUGAGAGGGGGCCUGUGGAAUGCGACACGGAAAAAAMCGCAGGACGCAGUUCGGCUGAAGGUGAAACGCAGCCAGCCCAGCCAAGGGAGCGAGCCGGGAGCGGGGCAGGCCCGGAGCCGAAAGGCAGAAGUUUCUCCAGGUUCUGCAGAAGCAUAUUCUUCUCUCCAUUGCAGCAUCUUUUUGGUGGAAAUAAGUGAGCCCGAAGUACUCACUGUGGUGGAGAGGGAUCCGCGCAGUGUGGACRGCAGGCGCUCUCCCUUUGUUGUCUCCGUUGUUCUUGGAUAAUUCAGCUUCUCGCAUUGUUUGUCUCAGCUAUUAAAUGCAAUGUUACUUUGUUUKCAUUUUCAAAUGAACACACUGAAGAUGGGUUAGAAAUAGCAGGAUUUUUGAAAAAAAAARGUAGAAAGUGUUCCGUUUUUGUUC